Molecule: messenger RNA, 462 nt
Organism: Penicillium waksmanii
Lineage: Eukaryota; Fungi; Ascomycota; Eurotiomycetes; Eurotiales; Aspergillaceae
Product: RNA-binding protein
Exons: 2
Coding region: 1-462 (153 amino acids)
Molecular function (GO): RNA binding
Source: RefSeq, a predicted model, not a curated record
AUGAGUGACACCACCCGACUUAAGAGUACGAUCUACGUUGGCGGCCUGGACCAGGGCGUGACGGCGCAUACACUGGCAGAGGCAUUUGUGCCUUUUGGAGAGGUAGUCGACAUCUCCCUGCCUAAACCAGAUGCCCCCAACAAAACUGGCGACAAGCACCGCGGAUUUGGGUAUGUGGAAUUCGACUUGCCACAGGACGCCAAAGAAGCUAUCGACAACAUGGAUGGCAGUGAACUAUACGGCCGCACUAUUAAGGUCGCACCUGCCAAGCCGCAAAGGGAUGCCAACGAGGGUCUGGGCAGCAAGACAGCUAUCUGGGAACAGGAGGGUUAUCUUGCCAAACAUGCAGUGAGCGAAGAGGACCGCCUCGCUGCCGACGAAGCACAGGCUGCGAAUGACCGCCCCCAAGAUCCAAUGGAGGGUCUCGAGCAACUUGAUGUUGCUGGGCCAAAGCCCGAGUGA